AUGCUAGCGAAAAGAAAGGACAUCCUCAUUUUCGAGAAAUGGUGUUAUGUCAACAAAGAGAGACAACGAAAAAUGAAACAAAAGAAAAGAAGAAAAUUGCUAAAAUGGAAAUAUUUGUAUAGUGAAAAUACGAAUAAUAAAGCUCGCAAUUUAAAAAAAAAAAAAACCUUAGUAUGCAAGGUAAGUAGAAUUGUAGACUCUUAUUUAAAAAGAAAUGUAACAAGAAACAAUAGCCGUAAACGUAUUUUAAGGAUAAAAAGAUUAAAAAAGAUGAAGAGAAAUAGUGAGACUGAUAAAAAAGGAAGCAGUGUGGAUGCAAAUAUAAAAUUGUUACAACGCAGAAUGGAACUUGUAAAGUUGUUAUUACUACGAGAGAAAUUUUCAUAUUUAAAUUAUAAGCCAAAUAAGAGUUAUGAUGAAAAAAAUUUUUACAGUGAUUCAACAUCGGCAUCGUCAAAAGGGUUUGUAGAGUACAUAGAUAAAGGAGGUAAUAAUGGGAGUAGCAAUAAUUUUGAGUACAGCAACGAUAGUAGUAAUGGAGGUGGUCAUAAUGUUAAUCAUAUUGGCUGGAAAAAAUGGGAAAAGAGUUUCAUAAAUGGAAAACAAAGAAGUUUUGACUAUGUAAAUCAGGUAAAUUGCAGUAGAAGUGUUGAAGUGCAUACUUUAUUUACUUUCUUCUGCACAAAACUAAAAGUGAAAGAUAAAGAGUAUUUUAAAAAUAAAAAUAUGCUACAUAAAAUUCCAUUAAAGAAAAAUGACUUUAUUAAGGUUCAGAGUAGCAAAGAGUACUCUACCAAACUGAGUAAUGAGUACAUACCUAAGAAUAAGGAAAAAGUAUUAAAUGAUAUAAGAGGUAGUCCUAAUAAAGCUCCACCUUAUAAAAAUUACAACAAUAGUCAUAGUAAUAUGAACAAUGCAUAUAAUAAUUGUAAUAAUAAUAAUUGUGUAAAUGAUGGAAAUGACAAUAGUAGCGAAUAUAAGGAAAACGUACAUUAUGAGGAUGUUGGUAAUAACGUAAUUACAAAUGCUUGUAAUAAAGAAGAGCAAGAUGUGAAUAAUGUUAAAGAAGCUGAGAUUAAUGAAGAUCAGUUUGCAGAUGAAUUUGAAUUCGAUGAUUUUGAUAGCGAAGGGAAUAGAAAAGAGAAAACUUAUUACACAGACAGGUGUAUGUUAGAUAAGAGCGUAAAAAGAGAGUCCAUAUUGGACAAGUUAAACUUAGGAUUGGAUGAUAAAAAAAGUUCUACAGGUAAAAAUGAACAAGCAAUGAGAAAUAAAAUGUCUAAUGGUAAAGGUACCCCCACAAUCUCUAUGUCAACCAGUGAUAAAAAGGAGCAAAUAACAAAUAAGCUAUAUAGUGCGAAAAGUGGAAUUAGUCCUUCUAACAUUCCCGUGGAGAAAAGAGAGAAAGAAAAUCUAAAAAAGGAAGUUGAAGAUGUAAAAAAUGAACCUAAUAAAGAAAAAAUGUUACAUAUGAAAAAUAAUGGUAAAAUGGGAAGGAUACAAAAAAGUAAUAAUAACAUGAAACAUUCAAUACAACAUGAUAAAAUGUUCCCCCCUAAGAAGGGACCCAAUAAGAAUUAUCCCUUACAAGAAGUUCAGUUAGAAGAUAAACAAAAGCAUCUUAUUGAAAACCCAUUGAAUAGUCAAGAAAAUAUCCCAAUAAAAGGGCAAAUGGGGUAUGACAUGAAAGGGAAAAUGGGUUAUAAUAAGAACAGCCAAAUGGGUUAUAAUAUGAACAACCAAGUUGGAUACAAUAUGAUGAACGGCUAUAUGGGGUACGAUAUGAACAACCAUAUGGGAUACGACAUAAGCGGAUAUAUGGAUUAUAGUAUGAACAGCCAAAUGGGUCAUAAUAUGAACAGCCAAAUGGGUCAUAAUAUGAACAGCCAAAUGGGUCAUAAUAUGAACAGCCAAAUGGGUCAUAAUAUGAACGGCCAAAUGGGUCAUAAUUUGAACAGCCAAAUUGGCUAUACCGUGAGUAAUGCACCAAAUUACCUAAUGAACAGUACUGCUAACUGGCAGUUGAAUAACCCCAUGAAUAUGUCAACACAAGUCUGCAACAUUUCUACCCCGUUUCCCUUAGGAAAUGGUAAUGAAAACUUAAUGAAUAAUGAAAUAGCAAACUAUUAUUCUAAUUUUGGAAGCUAUAAUAAUAAUAAUGAUAUUAAUGAAAAUAGUGGUGGUGAUAACCAAAUGAUUACAUGUGGUGAGGAGAUUAAAAAUAUGAGUUUGAAUAAUAAAAAUUUAGUCUUAUAUAAUAAGGGUAAAUUAAAAUAUGAUGAAGAUUUUACUUUAAAUUACAUCCUUCAAAAAUGUGAAGACGAUGACAAGUUUUUUUGUAGCAAUUAUAAUGAUAACUACAAUAGCAAUAAUAAUAGUGGUAAUAAUAAUUUUGACGCUUUAGAAAAUGUAGAUGAAAAAAGAGGCGAGCUAAGAAGGUAUACCAAUGGAAUGAAUAGGCUCGUAGAACAAAUGUAUUUUUACGACAACUUUUAUGAUGAGUAUAAAAUAUGCGAUGAAAAAACAAAGUCUUCGAGCAGUUUUCAAAAUAUUGUUGACACUUCUUUAAAUUUGAAUGUUCAUGAUGAGAAUAGUGAACGGGUAGGAGAUAACCAAGAGAGUAAACAGUUAAUUUCCAAAAUGGAAUUAAAAAUAAAUGAGAUCGAAAAAAAUAUAAAAGAAUUAAAGGGUAAGGAAAAAACGAAUGGACAACUUGUAAAUAAUGAUGAGGAUAAUGAUGAUGAUGAUGAUGAGAAAAAAAAAAAAAAAAAAAAAAACAAUGAUAUCACUACCGAUGGAAGGAAAUCAAAAAAUGAUACGAUCAUAAAUAAGCUGAAAAAGGAAAUUGAGAAAAUUAAGAGGGAAAAUAUGAAGAACAAAAAAAAGAAGAAGAAGAAAGAUUCGAAAAUUAAAAAGAGAGGGGAAGAAGAGGGGGGAGAAAACCACACGAAAGAAAUCAUAGGAAAGGAAGAUGUUGCACGAGAUAUGGACAAAGGAGUAGACAAAGAUGCGGAAGGAUGUGCGAACGGAAGUGAACAGGGGAAAAAUAAUAACUUCCUUAUAGACAACCUAAUUAACACUGAGAACUUAAAUAAUUUAAAGAGUGAAAUAAUGAAUAAUGUGUACUAUUAUAUAUACGAAUCAUAUGACCAGAAGGAUUAUGAAAUUUUAGAAAAUCUAGCUAAAAAACAUGAAAUAAAAGGAAGAAAAAUAACUUAUAAUGUUAAUUUACCCAAAUACAAUUUUCAUGAUAAAAGAACAUCAAGUGCUUGGUUUCUAAACCCACAAUAUGAAAAUUAUAUGAUAGAAAAAAAGAAAACAAGAAAAAAAGAGUAUUCCUCAUCAACAUAUGAAAUGAUAGAAUUUCUAUUCAAUGAUAAAGAAAUUAAUAUGGACCCUAAAAAAAUAGAAGAAAAUAAAAGUGCACUUAUAUCAGAUAUUAGAGACAGCGAUUUCUCGUAUGAAAGUUUUAUAAGUGAAAAAAAGAAAAAGUUGAAAAGAAAUAAAAUAGAUUUAAUUAAAAUGAAAAAUACCAUUAUUUUCAAAAAAGGACGGAGUAUUAAGUUAGAAAAAAAUGAACUAAAGCAAAAUUCGAAUAACGGUAUAGUAAACACAACAGGUGAGUGCAAACAAGAGGGAGGGCAAGGGGAGGGGAAAACACCUGGUGAACCUCAACAGGUGGAAGAACAACCAAGGAAGGACCACAGUGAAAAUGAUUUGUUUGGAACAAUUAACAAUUAUGUACCUGAUAUGUCCCUAUUCGAUAUUUUUAAUAUCGUUACGGAUGAGGAGGAUAAGUACAGCAAAAAUGGAAAAGAGGUUGUACCCUGUGUAGAUGUGAUACAAGUUCAGACAGAAGAGGACGAUAAGGAAGUAACGGAUGGCAAGGAAGUGGUGGAUGGAAAGAAAGCGGUGGGUGACAAGGGAAUAAACACCGAAGGGAAAGUUACUGAUGACAAGGAUGUAGACGUCGAGAGGGAAGCCGCUGUUAACAAUGAAAUAGAAAAAAAGAAGAGAGAAAAAGAGCUCCUAGAACUAGAAAUAGAGAAUAUAAAAAAGAAAAAGGAGUUAGAAGAGUUAGAACUGCAACUAAUAGAAAAUAAAAAAAAAAAAGUUUUAGCUAUGAAAUCCACAGAUGACAGGGAAAAAGAAACGAAUUCAAAAAAGGAGAGAAUACAAACAAAAGAGAGCAUACACACAAAAGAGGAUGCAAGUGAGGAUAAGAUAAAUAAGGAGGAGGAAGACAGUAAAGGGUGUGACAAAAUCUCGAAUGAAAUGAGUGAGCAACAGAGGGAAAAUGCUGUCGAGGUGAAAGAUAACAAAAUUGUGGAAGAAAAGAAAAAUAAAACAAGCGAAUCUCUAUCACUACAAGAAAAUGAAAUUAAUGAUUGCUUGAAUGAUUAUAUAAAACAAAAAAAAAAGAAGGAAAAAAAAAAAAACAGUUGGGCCAUGUAUGGUAGACCUAAGGUUAAAAGAGAAAGAAACAAUAUUUUGAGAAAAAUGUCCACUUCAAAAAGUUUUGAUGUAUUUGAUAAGUACACUUAUUAUGCUGAAAGAUUUUUCGAAAUUGUCACAGGAUAUAAUAGUGAACCAGAUAAUUUUUCCCAUUACAGUGAGAAGGAAGAUAGUAUAAAGGAAGUUAGCACAGAGGAUAAUAAGAAUAAAAAUAUUGGUAAUGGUAAUAAUAAUGAUAACGGUAAUAUCAAUAGUAACAGUAAUAGUAAAUGUAAUAAUAAAAGUAAACAAGAAGAGUGGUGUAAAUCUAAUGGAUAUAAAAUGGACAUUCAUAAUAUAGGAGAAAAAAUAAAAAAGAAUAUUAAUGAAAAUUAUGAUUUUUAUCUAUUGGGUAGACCAAAAUAUGAAAAAAGGAAUAAUUAUCAUAAAUCUAAAUCUACUACUCAUAAUACUAUUUUAAAAAAAAAUGGUAUAAAAACGAAAAAAAAAAAAAAAAAAAUUUCUUUAAAUAGAUCUAUUUCACAAAAUAAGCUUUCCAAAAUUGACCAGUUCAAUAUAGGUGUUAUAGAAAGCACAAAAUUAAAGUUAAAGGAAAAAAUAGAGCAAAAAAAUAAUUAUUCAUUUGUCCGUAAUAUUAUGGGCAAAAAUUUGCAAAAAUACAAUUUAAUCAAUGAUGAAGAAAGGGUAAAAAACGUCGAUUUGAAAUUUAAAAGGAAAAUGAUAUAUGAGGCAUUGGAUGACACUGAUUUUGUUGGAGACUUGGAUGAAAUAAGGAAAGAAAAUUUUGAAGAAAUGCAUAUUAAAAAUGGUUCUUUUUGUGAAAAGCGUGGUGAGUCUGAGUUAUUGGCGUACAGGAGAGAAAAUAUAAACCAACUGAGCAAAAAGGAAGAGGUGAGAAGGUUAGAAGAGAUUAAGUGGGUGGAGGAAAUGAAGCAGGUGGAAGAAAUGAAGCGAAUGGAAGAGGUGAAGCGAGUUGAGGAUAUAAGAAGAAAAAAGGAGUUAAGAGAGUUAGAAGAAAAGAGAAUGGCCAAGGCAAUGCAGGAAGAAAUGAAGCGGAUAGAAGAAGCGAAAAGGGUGGAAGAAGCGAAAAGGGUGGAAGAAGUGAAAAGGGUGGAAGAAGCGAAAAGGGUGGAAGAAGCGAAAAGGGUGGAAGAAGCGAAAAGGGUGGAAGAAGCGAAAAGGGUGGAAGAAGCGAAAAGGGUGGAAGAAGCGAAAAGGGUGGAAGAAGCAAAAAGGAUGGAAGAAAAGAGGGUACAAGAAAUGAAAAGACAGGAAGAAAAAAGAAGACGGGAAGAGAUAAAAAGACGGGAAGAGAUAAAAAGACAGGAAGAGAUAAAAAGACGGGAAGAGAUAAAAAGACGGGAAGAAAAAAGAAGACGGGAGGAGAUAAAAAGACAGGAAGAGGUAAAAAGAUUGGAAGAAGUGAAAAGAAUGGAAGAGAUAGAAAGACUAGAUGAGAUAAAAAGACUGGAAGAAUUAAAACAACUGGAGGAAAAAAGGCUGGAAGAAAUGAAGAUACUGGCGCAAUUGAGAAAAUUAGAAGAAUUAAAAAAAGUGGAAGAAAUGGGAGAGGACAAUCGAUUAGGACUGUUAGAACUUUUAGGUGAAAAAAAGGAAGGCACAGAAAUGAAAAAACGAGAAGAAGAACAAAGUCUAGGAAAUGUAAAAGAAAAGGACUUAUUCAGUAAUUUUUUAAAAAAAAUAUAUAGAGCAAAUCCGUUGUCCUAUUAUUACUUAAAGGAAGAUAGGGAUAAAAUUGGAAAAUUAAUAAGCGACAAAGAAAAAGAAGCAGAUGAAGAAAUGAAGUCAAAUUUGUUAGACACAUUAGAAAAGGAAAAGCAACAAAGAAACAGAGAAAGUGCCAAUUAUUUUAGCACAAAAAAUAAUUUAAUUAUUGAUGGAAAAAAAGAAGAUAAGGAUGAAUACGACCAUAAGGAUGAGGAUGGAUACGAAGAUAACGACCAAAAUGUGAAAGAAGAGGACAAAAAUAUAAAAAAGAAAAUCAUGCCCAACUUAUCUUGCACAAAAAAUUAUGACAUUUUUGAUCAACUAGAAAAACAAAGGAAAAGAAUUUUUCGGGAAAAAAAGGCUAGCAGUAAAAUCAGUUCAAACAAAGUUGGUAACAGGAAUUUGUUAAAAAAUACGUACAUGAACAAUUCGCUGAUAAUAAGCAGUCUCAAAAAUAAGAAGCAGGAGAAGCCACAGGAAGUGUUCCAGAGAGAGGAGCAGCAGGAGAAGCCACAGGAAGUGUUCCAGAGAGAGGAGCAGCAGGAGAAGCCACAGGAAGUGUUCCAGAGAGAGGAGCAGCAGGAGAAGCCACAGGAAAUGUUCCAGAGAGAGGAGCAGCAGGGGGGGAAAAUACAGCGGAAGCAGAUGCAGGAAGAGAAGAAAAAAAUGUUACUGAGGAUGAGGAAUAGAAAUUUAAAGUACAACAGUUUGCAAGGGGAAAAUUUGCGUCAUUUUAUGGAAAAAAAUUUAGGAAAUAACAUAUCGGUAUCAGACAAUGAGGAUAACAUAUAUGGCACUAAUGAUGACGAGCAUGAUGUACAUAAUGUACAUGAUGUAUAUGAUGUACAUGAUGUAUAUGAUGUACAUGAUGUAUAUGAUGUACAUAAUGUAUAUGAUGUACAUAAUGUACAUGGUGUAUAUGAUGUAAAUGAUGUAUAUGAUGCACAUGGUGUACAUGAUACACAUGGUGUAUAUAAUUUACAUAACCCAUAUGUCGCACAUAACGUGAACGAUUCACAUGAUGAUAUUUUUUUGACAGAAACAGAAGAGUCAUUUUUAAAAAUUGACGAGAGUGAUAUAUCAAACUCACAUAUAUUUAAAACACACAUAUAUAAAGAAUCCUACAACAAUAAGGGAAAGGAUGGUGAUCGAGAUAUUAGAGAAUACUUCAAGAACAACUAUGAGUCUUCAGAUAUAAGAAAUGAUUCCCUUUAUCCUGAAAACUUUACACUAUCAGAUGAAAUAAAUAAUAUCAGUAGUUCUAAUGCUUAUAAACAUAGUGGUUGGACAUAUGACGAGCUACUGAAAAGUUAUGAAAAAGAAAUUAAUAUAAAUAGAAACCUAAAGAAUUACAGAAAUGAAGAAAUGAAAAACAAAUAUCCAUAUUUGGGGUAUUAUAAGGAUGAUUUAUCAAAAAAUAGUGAAGAGGCUCAUUUUGAUUUUGAAAAGAAAAAAAGUGAAUAUGAAAAGAAAAAUUUUUACAAUAUAGAUAGGUAUAAUUUAUAUGACAAUAAUAUCUUAACAAGUAGGGAUUCAAUAAAAGCUGAGGAAAAAAAUUUUUCGAAUUUUGAUUCUUUAAAGGGUUCAUCUUCAUAUUAUUAUUAUUAUUAUAAAAAAGGGGACCCUUUUACUAAUUAUUCCUUUGAAAAAAUGAGGAGUGAAAAUUAUCAUUAUGUAAAGGGGACUGUGGCGGGGGAAGGAAGCUCUAACCUCAAAUUUGAUUACAACGAUGGUGGUAAUAAUGCCAUUGGCGGUUCUAAUGACCUUGGAAGUAGUAGUGCCAUCGAUAGUAAUAACUACAUUGACGGUAGUAACAACAUUGAUGGUAGUAACAACAUUGAUGGUAGUAAUAACAUUGAUGGUAGUAACAACAUUGAUGGUAGUAAUAACAUUGAUGGUAGUAAUAACAUUGGUUGUAACGGAAGAGGUGAUCAUAACGAUCAUGGGGAUAUACUCACGAAAAUUAUGAACAAUUUAAAUGGUUUAAACAACAAAAUAAAAUCCAUAGAACUUAAUUUCAAUAAUGAUAAGUAUGAAAAAAAUAUUUCCGAUAUAUAUAAUACAGACGAUUUUAAAAAAGAUGAGGAUUUAUAUUCUUACUCAAAUUAUCAAAGUAACGGUCUGGUAAAUAUAAACAUGCAUAAUAGUUAUAAGGACAUGCAUUCGCGUUAUUACGUUUAA
Messenger RNA from Plasmodium malariae, 8364 nucleotides. RefSeq names its product conserved Plasmodium protein, unknown function. The coding region runs from base 1 to 8364 and encodes 2787 amino acids. The transcript has a single exon. Lineage: Eukaryota; Apicomplexa; Aconoidasida; Haemosporida; Plasmodiidae. The record is from RefSeq and is a predicted model, not a curated record.